This is a messenger RNA of Strongylocentrotus purpuratus (purple sea urchin), 1518 nucleotides long. RefSeq names its product macrophage mannose receptor 1-like. NCBI's taxonomy places the organism in Eukaryota, Metazoa, Echinodermata, Echinoidea, Camarodonta, Strongylocentrotidae. The record is from RefSeq and is a predicted model, not a curated record. The transcript has 11 exons. The coding region runs from base 181 to 1518 and encodes 445 amino acids.
UGAAUGUGUUUGUUUUUCAACGUCAAUGAUAAUUGCAGUUUCCCACUCACUAUCUGAGCAGGAUAUUGGAAACAUCUUAAAGGCGAAUUCAACUUCAACGCAACAAACGAUUGGGUUUGAUAACCUGUGAUAUGAAGUGAAUGCUUCUUUUCUUGUUGGACCACAUCGAUACGUAUUAUCAUGUUUCGUUUUUCAUUACUGCAAUGGUUAUUCACUCUGAUGUGGAUGUUGACAUCUUCAAUAGUUGAAUGUCAGGAGUGUUCUACAUCAGGGUUGAAUGUGUUUGGUGGCUAUCAGUAUGUCUUCUACCAUGGUGAUGUCGUCAGGACAUUCUCUGAAACACGUGCACUCUGUCAAAGCUUAGGUGGUCACAUGCCAAUCAUCACAUCAGCUGAACAAAAUGAUUCCAUAGCCGGGAAAUUAUCAACAGACUCUGAUGCAGACCUAGGUAACUAUUACAUCGGCUUAGAAGACAUGGACGAGGAUGGUACAUACAGAUGGAAUAAUGGAACGGACCCUGGGUAUACCAACUGGGAUACUCCUCUACAGUCCAGUCGACCACCUUACUGUGCUGUGAUGAGGUCUGGAUCUAGCCUCACUGACCCGAUACGUGGACGAUGGAACCGAGUAACAUGCACUUCAGAUAGACGACACAUCUGCCAAAUACCUCUCGGCGAUGGCUGUAGAUGGCAAGAGCUCGGUGAAUCUCAGUAUCUCAUCAAGUUCACACCUCAUGUAAAGCCAAGGGAUGCUAGGGAAACAUGUCAAAGUUAUGGCGGUGAUUUGGCUUUCAUCAAGACAGCCGAAGUCAACACAUUUCUCAAAGAGCUACUUCCCCCAUUUAAUGCAAGUGAUCAAUAUUUUUGUUACUAUUUUGGGCUUAUGAGGAGUGACAAGAAAACUUUCUACUGGCUGGAUGAUACUGCAAUCCAGUAUAAUGAUUGGUACAAGGGCGAAGAACCCAAUAAUGCUGACUCCUGGGGUUGUCUUGGUCUACGUGAUGGCCCUUCAUGGAUUGACCAGGUUCCACAGCUAUCUUCACCGUACAUUUGUGAACGUACACGAGUAUUUGAUGGAAGCAGUAAAGCAUCAUUUGGAGGUAUGGAUUAUUUCAUCUCUCCGUCAUGGCUGACUCGGUCUUUCUCAGAUGCACGGACCUAUUGUCAGUAUCAUGGAGCCGAUUUAGCACUUAUCAAAUCACACCAUAUCAAUACCUUUCUGACUGUCAGGACUUCGGGAUUAGGUACCCAAGUAUUUUUUGGUUUGACUGACCAAGCUGAGGAAGGCACAUUUACAUGGAUCGACGGAACACCUUUACAGUAUUCAGCAUGGUCGGAUUCUGAACCCAACAAUGCAGGUAAUGAAGACUGUGCCACUAUAAUACAGUCUGAUUCAUACGGGGGAUGGAAUGAUAUUUCGUGUACUCUCAAACAACCCUUCGUAUGUGAACGCUAUCAGGACAUAUCUGUCGUGAGGAAGGAUGUCGAUCACAGACGAGGAGGAACUAUAAGGUUCUAA